Molecule: messenger RNA, 1053 nt
Organism: Sphenostylis stenocarpa
Lineage: Eukaryota; Viridiplantae; Streptophyta; Magnoliopsida; Fabales; Fabaceae
Source: the annotation of a GenBank genome assembly
AUGGGGCAUCACUCUUGCUGCAACAAGCAGAAGGUCAAAAGAGGACUAUGGUCACCUGAAGAAGAUGAAAAACUCAUCAACUACAUCACAACUUAUGGACACGGUUGCUGGAGUUCAGUCCCAAAACUUGCAGGCCUGCAGAGGUGUGGAAAGAGUUGCAGGUUGAGAUGGAUAAAUUAUCUAAGACCUGAUUUGAAACGAGGAAGCUUUUCUCCUCAAGAAGCAGCACUCAUCAUAGAACUUCAUAGUAUUCUUGGCAACAGGUGGGCUCAGAUAGCCAAGCACCUACCUGGAAGAACUGAUAAUGAGGUGAAGAACUUUUGGAAUUCAAGCAUAAAGAAGAAGCUGCUUUCUCAUGAUGUUGUUCCUUCUUUAGCCACAUUUUCUGAUAUUCACGGUCCUGCAAAUGGUUCCAUGGAAAGUUUCUUCCCUUUUACUGACAACCCUAUCCUAAACUCCCAUCAUCACUUAGAUCAGCUAUACCUUCCCAUCAUCCCAACCCCAAUCCUACAAGCCUUUGAUCAUCUCAACAACGAUCUCAAGAUUGACAUAAAUAAUUAUGAUAAUAAUGCAAAUUUCCUACAUUUUCCGAAUCCAAUGCCAGAAACAGUGCCACCUUCCAAUAACAUCAUUCCAUCUUUGUAUGAAUUAGAUACAUGGUCGUCGUUCGGGUGUGUACCCAUUCAUCUUAAUCCAACUCAAGAAAAUCAAACAAUGAUCACCAAAAGUGAUACCACCCCACAUUUUAUUGUCGAGAAAUUCACAAAUCCAAGUACAUGGCAGCAGCACUCUGUGGAACCAACCAUCGAUACUGUGCCAAAAAUGUGUGAGAGCAUUGAGGAUUAUGUCUGUAGCAUCCCAUUUUCUUCUUCUGUCAAUUCACAAGAUCAACAUGAGGAUGCUGUUGCGUGUUACACACCUCGUGGUAUUUGUCCACAAGAUCAAAUUGCAGCACCCAAUCAAGUGGAGUUCAUUGAUGCCAUCAUCAUGUCAUCGUUGCCAUCCUCAACAACAUCGUCUUCAUCAGUAUCACUCUAUCAAGCAGACAAAUAG